Molecule: messenger RNA, 2963 nt
Organism: Paralichthys olivaceus (Japanese flounder)
Lineage: Eukaryota; Metazoa; Chordata; Actinopteri; Pleuronectiformes; Paralichthyidae
Gene: ccdc61
Product: coiled-coil domain containing 61
Source: RefSeq, a predicted model, not a curated record
AGCAACGCCCCUGAGACGCGGCGAGGCUUCAUCAAACUCAGACAGAAGAAGAGGCAGCGGAGGGCGCGCUGACAGACGAAGAAGAAUUUAACGGUUCCCGGUUGUUGAACCGCUGCAGCCUCCAUCGUGCCGGUGCUUCACGAACUGCGAUGGGCUCCACUGUAACACCGGUCAAGCCGCUAGCUGCUACGUUCACUGCUCCAUGCUAACUCACCGCGAUGUGUUUCCGACGGGUAGCUAAGUGCUAACGACUCACGUCAACAAGGAGCAUUACUGCAGCCAAAGAACCAGAGCAAUGGAGGGCGGCUCUGAGGUGAUGGAGGACAUUGAUUUUCGAGGGGUGGAGUUUUCUGUAAAGAUAGAGGUGGACAAAGGUUUGCUGAUGGUGGAAAUCUCAGACUCAAUGACAGCGGAUCAGUGGAGGGGGGAGUUUGAUCCAGCAUACAUUGAGGAUCUCACUCGGAAAACUGGCAACUUCAAGCAGUUUCCCAUUUUCUGUAGCAUGCUGGAAUCCGCUGUUAGAAAGAUGAGCGAUUCAGUUACACUUGACCUCCUGACCUAUGCUGACCUGGAGCUGCUACGUAACAGGAAAGCAGGAGUGGUUAGUCGUCCUCGCGGAAAUCAGCAGUCGUCUGCUCUCACUGCCAAAAGAUAUCUAAUCCUCAUAUACACUGUGGAGUUUGACAGGAUACAUUACCCUUUACCCCUGCCCUAUGUGGGUAAGCCUGACCCGGCUGCCCUGCAGAAGGAGGUCAGAGCCCUCAGGGCUGAGCUCAGCGCUCUCACCUCUCGGGGAGUUAACAAAUCUGCAGACCUGGAAAUACAACGGCUACGAGCAGAGCUGGCUCUGGUGAAAGAAGAGAAGGAGGCUAUGACUAAAGCUCUGGAGCAACUGCAGAUGACUGCAAGUGGUUCCACAUCUGGACGAGAGGACUGGAGGGUUAGAGAUGUGGCGAGGACACUGGAGGAACAGCUUGUCAAGGAGAGAGCCAAAAGUCAACGCUCUGCAAGCAAGAGAUGCCAGGAGCAGAGACUCCUAAUGGAGCAGUUGGAGGAGCUGAGAGCAUCAGAGUGUGCUCUCCGUGUUCGUGUCAAGAGUCUCACCAAUGAACUGGCGAUACUACGGAGAGGGUUAGACAAUCUCAGCGUGCGAGUGACUCCAGUGUCCGGUCACAUCAGCUCUCGGGUUGAUGGGGAAAUAUAUCGCUCUCUCUCCCGUGAGAGAGGAUCAAGGUACGGGACGGUCAGGGCUCGCUCAGGCUCCAGAGAACGGGUUUACGACAGAGUGCAAAGGUCAGAUGAAAGAGGAAGAAGAGCAGAUUCCUCAGGACCACGUGCUUGCAUAUCCAGGCCGUCACCCUCUCCUACUGGGUCACGGGUACCACGCUUUGACCCGACAGCAUACAUCCAGGACAGACAUCGCAGACAGAAAGAGGCGGAAAAAAAACAAAGGAAGGUACGGAGAGAUAUGCUGACAUCGCCCAAUAUACCUGAGAGGGGGCGUUCACGUUCCAGAGAGGCGUAUCCUCAGAUGGUUCGGUCUGGCAGCAGAGGCAGGAGUUUAUCUGUGGAGCGGAGAGGGAGCAGGAACUCCUCUGAAAGCUCCUUAGUGGAUAUGGACGAAAUGGCCAAAACCCUGUUUAGAGGAAGAAAACAGACUUACAAUUACAAUGGACCCAGUGCGUCAAGAGGAGGCCUUUCAACCAGGAAACAACUGUGCAGUACUCCAACACAGAGAAUGAAAGAAAAAGAGAGCUCCAUACAUACGGGUGCCGAACUGUCAGAGAUCGAUGCCAGGCUGCAGGCGCUGCAGGACUACAUGAGGGACCUGGACACAGGACAAUAACACAGAUUUGAGCUCAGGCUGUGAAACACAUCAACCUUCCAACAUGAGAGAUGGGUUCACCUGUGUUCAUGUGAAAAACCAAAUCUCCCCCUGGAGGGUCAGACUUCAGGAAAAUACAGCCAUCACUGUGAAGGACUACUUUUUGUGGACUUAAAUCAUUUUUUUAUAUGCCAAGUUUUUAUGAAUUAACUUAAAGUAUGACUGUCAGAGUGUAGUUUUAUUCUUUCUAAAACGUCACCAAACAAACUACACAAUUGUUAUAGUCUGUGUCAGGAUAUGAUCAUCCCACCGUACAUCUACACAUUCAUGGUCAUUACUGAAAAAUGUUUUUUGACCUAAUACAUUUUCAAAAUUGCUGCGUUUUAUCAAGUUGUUGUCAGUUCUCCUUGUUUGUGCAUGCCUGGGUAAUCUCUACCCUUAAAGAGAAAUGUCCAUGGGUGUGAUUGUGAUCGUGUGAUACUAGAUUAACAUGUUGUCGAACCUGUUACAGACAUGUUUCUUCCACGCAGUGCAUGCUGGGACACCCUCCAGUUGCUGCUGUACCAUGAAACACAGGAACAAAGUCAAUGACAUACAGGAUUUCACUACAUUCAUGGCUAAAUGUCAUUCAAACUGUAUUUGUCAUAAGUGUGGUUUAAUUUUGACCUUGAACUCAACAUUAUCACUGUAUUCUAAUUGAACCAUUAUGACAUUCAACUUGAUCUGCAUGCUGCAUUAUAAUGGUGUAUUUUCUUCUGUUUGAAAGUAAAUUGACCUAAUUUUCCUUUUUGAAUUUACAUCCCAAACUAAAACAGUUAUUUUUAAUCUUGGAUCAUUUGUAAUACUCAUCAGUGUUUUUUUUGUGUGAUGGUAUAAAAACCUGCAGUAUGUGUUUAAGACCGUUACUCAUUCCCCAGUCGAAUGCUUUUAUACCACUUAAAACUCUAAUUUAUAAGAAAGUUAUUGUUGGUGUAAAGAUUUUUUUUAAGCGCAUGCAAUCUUCUCCAGACCUGUAGUUUUGUACACACUGCUUCCCUUUGCACUGGUGUCAGCUGAAGUGAAGAGAAGCCUUGAAGGGUUUCACCACCGCAGCAGCUUUCAGUAAUUAACAAAUAAACUUCCUCUCAGAGAAACGGUA